GUGGGUCGGCCCAGAGUCGAUAAGGUUGGAAAUACCUCCCAUUGUUGCAGAGGAUAACAUACAGGGGAGGUAGAGAGAGAACAAUGGCUUGUGUAACGAUGGCAACGUGGGUAUGUUCAAGUGGUGGCGUACCAACUCGCACCCCAUCGGCUUCUCUUACAUUCCUCACUGGUUCGAGAACAAGAAGCACUGUGUCUCUAAAUAGGGCCACUAAAAGCCCAGCUCCUUCUGGGUUGCUUUACUGUUCCUUCGUCCCUUCGUCUUCACUUUCUCUCUCUUCGCCUUCUUCCUUCUCAGGUUUAUCAUUGGGGUGGAACCUGAAUUCUGACAAUGGGGUAAGAAGGGAGAAAGGCCGUAGUUUAGUAGUGAGGGCUGGCAAGGCAGCUCUUUGUCUAACGAAGAGGAAUAGGUCUCGCAAGUCUCUGGCACGGACUCAUGGCUUCCGCAGGCGAAUGAGUACUACCAGUGGAAGAGCGGUGUUGAAGCGCCGACGUGCCAAGGGACGAAGGAUUCUUUGCACAAAGUCCAACCCCAACAGUGGGAAAUGAUCUUGACCUCUCAUUUCAUGAUUCGUCUUUGUAGGUAAAUUCAGAGAUGCUUACUGGUUGAUUCAUGUAAACUUGGUUGAUUUCAAGCUCAUGCCAACAAUGCCUUUUUAUAUUGCUUCAUUUGGGAUUUCCUAUCCAAACCAAGUGGCUAAAGUACCUGUGUUUUUUUUUUUUGUCAAAAAUCUAAAUCAGGUUACAUCUUGUUUAUUUUGAUGUCUCGAAUGCUACCAGUUGUAAUUGUUUGAUGCAAUGAUAAAAGAUUGGACUCACCAAGCGUGACGACUCCAGUUUUUAA
Molecule: messenger RNA, 843 nt
Organism: Cornus florida
Lineage: Eukaryota; Viridiplantae; Streptophyta; Magnoliopsida; Cornales; Cornaceae
Product: large ribosomal subunit protein bL34c
Exons: 2
Coding region: 84-548 (154 amino acids)
Biological process (GO): translation
Cellular component (GO): ribosome; mitochondrial large ribosomal subunit
Molecular function (GO): structural constituent of ribosome
Source: RefSeq, a predicted model, not a curated record